Molecule: messenger RNA, 2157 nt
Organism: Helianthus annuus (common sunflower)
Lineage: Eukaryota; Viridiplantae; Streptophyta; Magnoliopsida; Asterales; Asteraceae
Product: LEC14B protein
Exons: 11
Coding region: 696-1865 (389 amino acids)
Biological process (GO): proteasome-mediated ubiquitin-dependent protein catabolic process
Cellular component (GO): Cul4-RING E3 ubiquitin ligase complex
Molecular function (GO): protein binding
Source: RefSeq, a predicted model, not a curated record
ACCGAAUGUUUACUAACACAAUACUAAACGGUCACGAACGUAACCAAACGAAUGAGACAUCUGUAAUUUCUUGUUCGUAAACGAAGAACGAGUCACGAACCGGCGUGUCCAACGUGCCACACCAUGUGAUCUACAGGGUAUGCAAGCUGAAAAUCAGAGAUGGUAUGAAGGAGCAUGGUGUGGUGCUUUAUGCUAUUCUAAGACUCGAAUCAUUUACAAAGUGUUUACGUUAUAAUGUACUCUAGGGGUUGGACCACACUUAUAGGUGACAUGGGAUAUGCCCUAAGUAGAUUGGAAAUCGACCCAGAUUAUUCUGAUAACGGAUCUGUUGGAGACGAUAAUGACAGCCACCAGUCUUCAUCACAAAAUGAUGUGGAUCCUGAAGUUGCUCAGUUAACAAAGCUGAAAUCAGCACCCCAUGAUGGAUUGAAACGCGUUCUUCCACGAAGGGGGGAAUUUGAUGUUUCGCCUGUGAAGAUGUUAGCGGGUCGAGAAGGGAAUUAUUCGGGUCGUGGGAAGUUUUCUUUAGCAGAUCGUUGUCAUAUGCUAAACAAAUAUUUACCUGUUAAAGGUCCUUCUAUUGUUGACCAAUUGACCACCCGGGCUUAUGUCUCACAGUUUUCAAAAGACGGGUCCCUUUUUGUUGCUGCAUUUCAGGAGUCCAUGCGUUCCAAACUGGUAAAAACUAGUUUUAUAUGGAAACGCGAGUUGCGAUGGAAACGUGCAUUGUGGUGGGAAAUAACAAUCGGGCGUUCGGUUUUGAAAGUGGAUGGUUUAAAACAUCAAAACAUUGUAUAUACACGAACUUGCAAAACAUCCCGAAGGGAAGUCAGAUUAAAAUUUAUAAUGCUGAAAUGGGGUGGAAACUUCACAAGAAAAUUGUUGCUGAAAGCUUUAAUUGGACGGUUACUGACACAUCUAUUUCACCAGAUAAACGUUUCCUGAUUUAUUCAACUUUGUCUCCUAUAGUCAACAUUGUAAAUAUUGGAUCUGCUGGAACAGAGUCUCAUGCAAAUGUCACGGACAUACACGAAGGGCUAGAAUUUGCAGCUGAUGAUGAAGAAGGAUAUGCAUUUGGAAUUUUUUCUGUAAAAUUUUCUAGUGAUGGUAGAGAACUUGUAGCCGGAAGUAGUGAUGAUUCAAUUUAUGUUUAUGAUAUUGAAGCAAAAAGAUUUUCCCUUCGAAUUCAAGCGCAUACGUCAGAUGUAAACAGUGUAUGCUUUGCUGAUGAAGCCAGCAAUCUGAUAUAUUCUGGGAGUGAUGAUAAUCUCUGUAAGGUUUGGGACAGACGUUCCAUCAGAUCAAAAGGAAAGCCAGUUGGAAUCCUCACGGGGCAUCUAGAAGGAAUUACACAUCUUGAUAGCCGUAAUGAUGGUCGUUAUUUCAUUUCAAAUGGAAAAGAUCAGACUAUUAAGCUUUGGGAUAUCAGAAAAAUGUCCUCUAAUGCGGCUCGCGCUCCUAUAUCCAGGAACUAUGAAUGGGACUACAGAUGGAUGGACUAUCUACUUAGGGCACGAGAUGUAAAGCAUCCAUCUGACCAGUCCGUUGCUACAUACAAAGGUCAUUCAGUAUUGCGUACACUCAUACGCUGCUAUUUUUCACCAGAAUAUAGCACUGGCCAAAGGUAUAUUUAUACUGGAUCUCAUGAUUCUUGUGUGUAUGUUUAUGAUUUGGUUACUGGGGCCCGGGUUGCAAGACUUGUGCACCAUAAGUCAACCGUGCGGGACUGCAGCUGGCACCCUUACUAUCCAAUGCUCGUCAGUUCUUCGUUUGAUGGAGAUAUCGCAAAGUGGGAAUUUCCUGGAAACGGAGAGAACCCGAUUCCCGUGAAUAACAGUAGGCCUCGACGACAAUAUUAUGAUUAAAUAAUCUACAAAAUAAAAUCUGUAAGUUUCUUUCCCCCUAAAGUAAAAGAUAAUAAUAAUAAUAAUCAAUAAAAGUAAAAGAUAAUAAUAAUAAUAAUAAAUAAUAAGGAAGAGAUGAAACAAACGAAUAGAGGAAAUGAGUUUUUGUUGUGCAGUAUACACCAUUCUUGUAUGAUUUGUCUCGUUCUAUUUCCACAGAAAAGAUUUUGUAUAUAUUAUAAGUUCCUUUUUCAUGGGAAUAACAUAAAUAUAUGUAUAAUUAUCUAUUUAUUGACUUAAAAGAUGUGUUGCA